GGAUUAGUCAGUUUCUUGUCAACGGCUUAGUGAGCACGCAAUAAGUACUAAAAAUCUUAUCAGUCUGUUCUUUGAUUACACCCCGUCGUCGCCAUCCUCAGUACUACUGUCCUGACCCAAUAGCACACAAUAAAGCUCACGCCAUCUUGACUCAUGACGCUAAACUUGCAGGGACUCAACCUCAUUCACAGUGCACCUCAGAAUGAUUCUCAUGACCCACUAGCAUCCCCACCUUUCCCCGAUUUCUCAGCCCACCUUGACUUGUGGACAAACCUUGCUUUUGAAACUGAUGAGCCUCUUGCUCACAGCAAGGGAAAGAGAAAAUUGGUCGAAGACUCGGAAGAAGAUUCUGCUGCUUCUCCGUUAGGUCUCCCCACCCACGACGGCCAUGAAAACGUCGUACACCCUCCAAACACUACCAUUAUCCCCCAUUCGGAUGAUGCGCCGUCAUUUGAUCUGAACGCGUUAUUGGCUGGAUUUGGGAUUGACCCAUUCCUACCACUACCUUCAGCGCCGGCACCCACAGAGAAUGUAGCAUCCGCGCCUUCGCUUGCACAACUCCUUGCCUUGCAUACUGCUCAAGGAGGAACUUACUCGGUGCCUCCCCCUCCCCCUGUUGUGCAGGCUCAGCCUGCUCCACCUGCUACUAAGCGAGCUCGUACUGCCAAAAGCUCUGGUUCUAGUCCUACGUUUACAGAGACACCCGAACCCUUAUCCCCGUCCUCACCCACUGGGGAAGAUGAUUGCACCAGUCCUGUCACCGCUGCAGAAGACAAACGUCGCCGCAAUACGGCAGCUAGCGCACGGUUCAGGUUGAAGAAGAAGGAACGGGAAGUUGCCCUUGAGAAACGCGCAAAGGAGCUUGAAGAACGUGUGACUGAGCUGGAACGGGAGUGCGAGGGUCUCCGUCGAGAGAAUGGCUGGCUGAAGGGGCUUGUUGUGGGUGUUACGGGUGCCGGUGCCGGUGCCUCCAAAUAGGAGGUCAAAUGACGGCGUCGCGCUGCUGAGCGAUAGUCUCUAUCAGACAGAACGCUCUCGGCGUCUGGCGCCGGAGACUUCUUGCCAUAUCCCUCCGCGAGGUGAUCGAGAGAUAUUGUUUAUGAUCUGGUACUCGGAGUUUGGCCUU
Messenger RNA from Suillus paluster, 1126 nucleotides. RefSeq lists its product as uncharacterized. The record is from RefSeq and is a predicted model, not a curated record. The transcript has a single exon. Gene Ontology annotation, molecular function: RNA polymerase II transcription regulatory region sequence-specific DNA binding; DNA-binding transcription activator activity, RNA polymerase II-specific. Gene Ontology annotation, cellular component: nucleus. Bases 154 to 978 code for a protein of 274 amino acids. NCBI's taxonomy places the organism in Eukaryota, Fungi, Basidiomycota, Agaricomycetes, Boletales, Suillaceae. Gene Ontology annotation, biological process: regulation of transcription by RNA polymerase II.